Messenger RNA from Gastrolobium bilobum, 459 nucleotides. RefSeq lists its product as uncharacterized. The transcript has a single exon. Lineage: Eukaryota; Viridiplantae; Streptophyta; Magnoliopsida; Fabales; Fabaceae. The record is from RefSeq and is a predicted model, not a curated record. Bases 1 to 459 code for a protein of 152 amino acids.
AUGUCCAUCGCUCUUACAGCAAAAAAUAAAUCCACUUUCGUCGAUGGUUCUCUGACUCGUCCCUCUCCAGAUCAUCUUCUUUUCGGAGCCUGGAAUCGCUGCAACUCUAUGGUGAUUUCCUGGCUUCUGAAUUCAGUGUCCAAAGACAUUGCAGAUAGCUUGAUGUAUUUCAUCAACGCUUAUGAUGCUUGGUCGGAUCUACGAACCAGAUUUCAUCAGGCAAACGGACCCCGCAUAUUUCAACUCUGUUUCCAGAUUUCAUCCCUCCAACAAGGUGCUUUACCUGUCAACAGUUACUACACUCGCCUGAAGUCCCUUUGGGAUGAACUGCUUGACUAUUCUCCCUCAUAUGCCUGCACUUGUGGGGCUCUCCGAUCCAUCUCCAACGAUCGAGAUCAAGAACAUUCCAUGCAAUUCCUUAUGGGAUUGAACGAAUCCUUCAUUUCGAUUCGAGCUUAG